Molecule: messenger RNA, 669 nt
Organism: Osmia lignaria (orchard mason bee)
Lineage: Eukaryota; Metazoa; Arthropoda; Insecta; Hymenoptera; Megachilidae
Source: RefSeq, a predicted model, not a curated record
ACCGAGAAACAGAGGGUACCGCGGUGGGGAGUGUUUCUAAGGACUACGAAAAAAAAAGAACAAUGACGUCGAUAUUUAUUAUAAAAAAAAAGUUUUGAGGUUGGAUUCAUUUAUAAGAUUAUAAUUUCAGAUUGUAAGGAAAAAAUAUAACAUGAAAAUAAAAAUUCAAUCUGUAAAAUUAGAAAUUAGAAAAGGGUCUAUGUUAUAAGUCAGUGACCACGGUCCUGAUCCCCACCACCAUGCCAUGCGAGUGCUUUCAGCAUCCAUGACAAAAGACAGUCGAGCUUCAACAUGGCUGAAGACAAGAUGGAUGUAGAUAAACAAAUCGAAGAAAAGAAAGAAGAAAGAGAAAAGAAAGUAGAAGUUGAGGAGAAAGAAGCAGAAAACAAACAAGAGAACACAAAGAAGGAAGAAGUGCCGAAGCGACAGGAGGAACAAUUAUCGGCAUCAAAAAUUAAAAAAAUGGUAAAAAAAAUGAUAUAUGGAGGACGCCGUGGCGGCCGCCACGGAGGAAGAGGUGGGCGAUGGGGCGGCCGUCGUGGCGGGAGAGGAGGACGCCGGGGCGGCGGAAGAGGCGGCAAUCGCCCUGUGAUUUUUAAUAUUUUUUAAUAAAUAUUUUAUAUUUUUCAUUAUUUAAUUUAUUGCUAUAAUAAACAAUGUAAAUUAUUA